AUGAACCCGAUGCGCUCGCUGCCCCAGGCGGUGACCGCCGACGCGCAGUGUUCGGGGAUCACCCGCCAGACGGUGUUCGUGUUCCGGGAAGAGGACUUCGACCCGAACUGCGUCCGCCUGGUAACGCGCGGUCGGGACCCGGCCACCGCGGUCGCUUGUCUGCUUGGAUUCUUCAAGCUCGUCUGCGAGGACGGGUACGAGCAGGUGGUCCGCGCCAGCGACGUCGACGGCGUCUGGCUGGACGAGGUGCACGUGAACGGCGAGUUCGUGCACCGCCAGCUGCGCGCCCUGUGCGCCGACUCGGAGCCCGCGGCCUCCAUGGACGACUUGUACGUGCUCCUGAGUGUGCUGCUGUGCAACCUGCCGCGCGCCCGCGGCUCCAACCUGAACCACGACUGGUUCCAGAACCGGAUCAACGACCUGGUCGAGCUCUUCCCGGGAGUCUCCGAGCCUCCGCCCGUGCCGCUGUACGGCGAGGAGCAGGCGGACGCUGUCUCCAAAUUCGGCGAGCAGUGGCCACACACCAGGGCGACCCUCUGCCACGCCAUGCUCAGGAGCCAAUUCGAGGUACGUCGUUCGAGGUGCAGGCAGUACGUGUCUGUGGGCUGGCGCUUCGCUGGCAUGAAGCACGUCCACCUAAUCCUGGAGUUCCUCAGGGGCCGCAACUCUUGGGUCCUCGACGUCGUCCCAGAGGUGCGCGCCAGGGGCGAACACCUCCAGGAGUUUCUGAAGGCGUACCGGCGGUUGGGUGCGGACGGCCCCUACAUGAAGCUGCUGCACCUUCCAGAGGCGGCUACCGCCAUGCGCAAGCUCUUGGGCGUGCACGUGGCGGCCGCAUAUGCGCUCGCUGUGCUGGAGGACGAGAACUGGCUCCAGUACAGGGGCGUCCCUCGGGGCGAGGCCGAGGAGGUGGUCUUCGCCAAGAUCUCCGCCAUCAGGCGAAUGGCCCUCCGCGCAUCCUCAAGGGAAGGACCGGCUCCUGCCAACCUCGGGGACGGCGACGAGUCGAGGCGCGUCGACGUCGCCGGCGAGCCCACUGCCACAGCGUCGACCAUGGCGCCAUAG
This is a messenger RNA of Rhipicephalus microplus (southern cattle tick), 1065 nucleotides long. RefSeq lists its product as uncharacterized. The record is from RefSeq and is a predicted model, not a curated record. Lineage: Eukaryota; Metazoa; Arthropoda; Arachnida; Ixodida; Ixodidae.